AAAUAAACUUAAUAUGAUACAUUCGGCUUUGGGAUGUUCUCAUUCCAUGAUGACACACACACCAUCCAUGACAUCAUCAUCUUCUUUGUGUUGUUGUUGUAUACUAUAAAAUACACACGAAAUUAAAUCUACAAAUAGUGAAAAAAAUCCCCUACCAGAAAAGUUAGUAGCUGGCAUUUAAUUAUUUGGCCACAACACAGCAAUGACAGAAGAAAUACAACAAAGACGUCUAAUAAGACCAGGUGGUCGUACGCCAAUUACAGAUCUCACUGAUGUGGAAGUUACUUUGAAUAAGUCAUUGUUGAAAUUGGCUGCUGGCGAAGGACCAACGUUUAAGAUAGCCAAAAUUCACUCAGCUACAAAACAAAUAGUCUGUGGUUCUCGUACUGAAAUAAAUGCUGAUUUGACAAAUGGUGUUGGUGAAACAAAAGAAUACAGGGUUAUUAUAUGGUCUCAACCAUGGCUGCCAGAUGGUAUCCAAGUAACUUUUCAAUGUGAGGGACAGCCAGAAAUUGUUCGAAAACAUAGUCCAUAGAACAUUAAUAAACAAUGAUCUGUGCAUUUUAUAAGAAUAAGAAUGCUUAUAUGCACUGUGCGUUUAAAUUAUUUU
Molecule: messenger RNA, 610 nt
Organism: Musca domestica (house fly)
Lineage: Eukaryota; Metazoa; Arthropoda; Insecta; Diptera; Muscidae
Product: sarcocystatin-A-like
Exons: 3
Coding region: 203-535 (110 amino acids)
Molecular function (GO): cysteine-type endopeptidase inhibitor activity
Source: RefSeq, a predicted model, not a curated record